AUGGCCGCUGCGGCGACAGAAGGCGUCACCAUGACCGAGGAGGCUAUCAUACAGCAGUGUAAAAUGCACAAGGGUUAUUCCACACCAGAGCUGAAUGAGAAACUUUACCUCCACCACAUAGGCUUUACCAGCAUUUCCUCUCUAAAUGCCUUCAAUCGAUGUACAGUGUUAUACCUCAACAACAAUGCGAUUGAUAAUCUUGAAGGCCUUCACCCGCUUCAUGAACUGCGUGCCUUGUAUCUUGGCAAUAAUGCUAUUCAGGAUUGCCUGAGCCUUCCAAUGUUGCCGGCAUUGCAACUACUUGACAUUUCCUGCAAUAGCAUUGGUGGCUUUGAGGGUCUCUUAAAUGCCCCAGGGCUAGAGACACUUCUUGCGUCCCGAAACCGCAUUCAAAACCUCAAGGGUCUUGAGCCACUGGAGCGCCUUAUGACCAUUGAUGUCUCAUACAACUCGAUCGCUCAGCCUGGUAGUAUUCUGCCGCAUCUCUUUCAAAAAGAGACACUCCGGACUUGCGUGUUGCACGGAAACCGUUUUCUGGAGUCAGUGCCUCAAUACAGGAAAACCCUCAUUGCACGCAUGCCGUCCCUGCGUUUUUUAGACCAGCUCCCGGUGUUCCCGGAGGAAAGGAGUUGCGCGGAGGCCUUUGCGAAAGGGGGUGCCGAGGCAGAGGCUGCUCAGCGCCAAGAAAACAAUAGACAGGAAGAUGAGGAGAAGCAGAAACAGUUUCUCUUUUAUGGUGAAGCGCGGCGCCUUGCACGCGGCGGCCGGUGUCCCAACGAGGCGGGAACGGCACCCACACGCUACUUCGAAGACAACGAUUACGAAGGUGUCUUCCUGCCCGCCCAAUAA
Molecule: messenger RNA, 849 nt
Organism: Trypanosoma grayi
Lineage: Eukaryota; Euglenozoa; Kinetoplastea; Trypanosomatida; Trypanosomatidae
Product: putative dynein assembly factor 1, axonemal-like
Exons: 1
Coding region: 1-849 (282 amino acids)
Molecular function (GO): protein binding
Source: RefSeq, a predicted model, not a curated record